Messenger RNA from Penicillium odoratum, 1194 nucleotides. RefSeq lists its product as uncharacterized. Bases 1 to 1194 code for a protein of 397 amino acids. The record is from RefSeq and is a predicted model, not a curated record. The transcript has a single exon. NCBI's taxonomy places the organism in Eukaryota, Fungi, Ascomycota, Eurotiomycetes, Eurotiales, Aspergillaceae.
AUGGAGCAAUUCUGGCGUAUCAUUGCACCCGAGCGCAGAGAAGUGACGGGUUGUCUCGGCGAAUUAGUUGAGGCCUUGAUUUCCGGCAGCGCUGCGAAUAUCGUCCCUUUACUCGCAGUCCCGCUGAAUGCGCAUAGGUCUGUUCACAAAUCAUCAGUCAGUAUGCAAGUUUUACUAACGCUGUUUAUUUCCAGCCACGAGAAAUUGGAGAUGGAUCCAGGUGAAAAUAUCGAAGAUGAAGAAGAAGAGGAGUGUGUGAAACGACCACAAACUAAUAACCUCCCCCAAAGCCACUGGAGCAAAGCCGCUCGAAUCGCCGAUCAUGAUGCAACUUUUCAUCCCAGUGGGCAGAUACGCUCAAAAUGUUUCUAUACCCUUCCAUCAAAGAUCCACAACCUCAUUUUCGACAGUCUGGAUGACAUCGACGAUAUCCUGUCUUUGAGCCUGACCAACAAAUACCUCUGGGCUGUUGGCUUGACAUAUAUCGAAGAUCGUAUCGUGACGUCUUUGGCACCGUGGGCUGGGGAGCGUAUCAUCUGUGUCAGCGACUAUAGUGAUCCAAAAGAUUUCCCGCCAGGGCUGCUCAGUGCAGAUGAACAAGCGGAUUUGGAGCAUCUGAAUCGCGUGCAUCAUCUUGAGACAUUUACUGUUGAUAACAUAUGGAAGAAAACCGGUGGACCAUCGUUGGCACAGAGGCUUCGGGACCGAUUUACGAAGUGGGAGGCUAUGCAUCCCAUGUCUGAGGCUAAUCGGACAGAGAUCCUGAUGGGUCUCAAGCCUGAAAAAUUGGAAUUCUAUCCACAUGACCAGCCGUGGGUUCUCCGAAAUCUGACGACGAAGGAGUAUGUCCGUGGUGAGGCGAUUGCGCUCAAAACAUCAUUCAUUCAUGGACCGCAGAUUGAGGUACUAGGCUUUGCGGAGGUUUUGCUCGCGCGCAUAUCCUGGUCGAGUCGGCCGGUUGAUAUUGGGCAUGGGAGGAUUAUGUCUCAUGGGAAGUGGGCGGGGCAUCGGUUUGAUAUUGUGCCUAUUGCCUGUGUUGUGAAAAGUGCUGGUCAGGCUUGGACUGAUGUGAGCAAUGAGAUUCUGAGAGAGAUUGAUUUGAUUAUUACUAGCCGGAAAGGGGAUGAUUGGCGUGACAAUAUGGCAACGCGGAAUCAGAAACUCACACUUCCUGUUGCCCUUGAGUUUUCUUGA